AUGAAUGAUCAUGGAAGGAAAUCGACUUGGACCACGCAAUUGUCGCCGUACCUGAAAGGCCUCAAGAUAAAGAACCUCAUGACGUCUCCUAAAUCACCAAAGUCACCCAAAUCCCCAAAGUCGCCAAGGUUUCCACUUUCACCCAAAUCGCCGAGAUUCCCUCUAUCACCCAAAUCACCCAGAACGCUACCGCCAAAGCUUCUCGACGAGGACUCGUCAUUUCGAAUUAUACAUACGCCUGACAGGCCGGAACGACCGAUAUCAAAACGGGCCAUCCCGAAUGACGAACAGUGCAUGGCAUUCCUUAUGUCUUUGCAGAGACAAGAAGAACACAAGAGGGGAGGCGUCAAGACGGGCCUCAAGAUGUGGCCGUACCCGGACGAGCAGGAGGCCGAGGACCGUAGGUAUCUGCGGAGCGUGAGGGUCGAAAGUGUGCACUUGGAGGAAGCUCGUCUCGCGAGAACAAAUUCCUCCGGCCCGGCCAAGGUUGUGGAAGUGGGCAGAAGCUCGACCAAGUCGACGAUGGCAUCACGGCGAUCAUACCACACCAGCACACCCAGUGUUAGUGACGCAGGGGACGUCGAAGAAAAGCCCCGAUGCGGUCUUACAGUGGCCGUCGGUGUUGCCCUCCUCUCUCCACCGCCGACUGUGCCCCGCAGUCAAUCAAGGCUAAGCUUUCACACGCCAAAAGCCAAUACAUCUCGCUGGUCCGAUGACAGCAUCGAGUCCCUCUUCUCGUCGAGAGACAUGGACUCGCCAUGCCCUCAGCGAGUUACUGUCCGCUCAUCCUCCGAGGCGCUGUCACCCACUGUCGUCGGGGACGAGUCUGUUGGCUCAUACUCGCCUCCCCUUCUGACGCCAGUGAAAGAUCGGCCUGCUACACCGUUCACGGACCCUCGUCUACGGGCGACAUCCGAACCGAUGACGCCUCCGCCUUCAGAUCACAUUGUUCACCAGAUGAACAUAAGCCCUGAGCCGGUGCCGCGGAAGUACUCAUGGCGCUCUUCCAAAGAUACGAUCCUCAAUACAGGGGCCCCGAUAUCAAGAUUCCAGUCGUGGCUACCAGAAGCGCGGCCGGAAGAGGAUUCCGAGGGGGGACAGCAGCAACAACAGCAACCUGAGCCGGAGGUCUACGGCGAGUGGGCGGAUUACUACUUUGAGGAUGGGAAUUUCUGGGAUGACUAUUCGGACGGCGAUGAGGAAGGAGAUGAGACUAAGGUAGAGGAAGAGGAGGAUAUCGACGCCAUCGAGAAGGAGGAGCAAGAAGUCGGCGACGAAGAAGAAGAAAAGGAGGAAGGGAACGAGGGUCAAAAAGACCGGCUUCGGGUCGACGAUGAGGAGGUUUAUCCGCGCUACGAGAGUUUUAUCAAGGAUUACAAGAACAACGUCAUGAAUAUCACGGUUACGGAGGUGUGA
Molecule: messenger RNA, 1416 nt
Organism: Colletotrichum abscissum
Lineage: Eukaryota; Fungi; Ascomycota; Sordariomycetes; Glomerellales; Glomerellaceae
Exons: 1
Coding region: 1-1416 (471 amino acids)
Source: RefSeq, a predicted model, not a curated record